AUGUCUCAUUCCAUUGCCUUAGGACUGACACCAACAAGCACGUUUACAUAUGAAGAAUUAGAAAGGGCUACAGAUGGAUUCUCGGAGUCAAAUUUUCUGGGCCAGGGUGGAUUUGGCACUGUCCAUAAAGGAGUCCUGCCUAAUAACAAUCAAAAUGUUGCCAUUAAGCAACUCAAAUCUGGAAGCAAACAAGGAGUGCGAGAAUUCCAGACUGAAGUCCAGGUCAUCAGCAGAGUCCAUCACAGACACCUUGUUUCCCUUGUUGGCUACUGCAUUGCUGAAUCUCACAAGACUUUGAUGCUUGUCUAUGAGUUUGUCCCUAAUAAAACCCUAGACUUUCACCUCCACGGCGAAAGCACUAGAACUAUGGAUUGGACCACAAGGAUGAAGAUUGCUAUUGGCUCUGCAAAAGGAUUGGCAUAUUUGCAUGAAGACUGUCAACCCAAAAUCAUACAUCGUGACAUCAAGGCAGCCAACAUUCUUCUCGAUAACAAUUUUGAGCCAAAGGUUGCAGAUUUUGGACUUGCCAAAUUUUCAUUAGACACUGAUACCCAGGUGGACUCUACUCGAGUAGUGGGAACCAUUGGAUACUUGGCACCAGAAUAUGCAGCUAAUGGGAAUCUCACAGAUAAGUCAGAUGUCUUCUCCUUCGGAGUUGUGCUUCUGGAGUUGAUCACAGGACGGAAACCUACUCGUAAAAUUUUGGCAGAUGACAGUAUGGUCGAAUGGAGACCUUUACUGUCGGAAGCGAUGGAAAAUAGGAACUUUGAGGGAAUAGCUGAUCCGAGGUUGCAGAAUAAUUACAACUUUGCUGAGAUGUUUCGAAUAGUUUCUUGUGCUGCAAAUUGCGUCCGUUCUUCACCUGGUGGUCGUCCUCGAAUGAGCCAGGUAGUUCAAGCUUUGGUAGGAAAUAUUUGUCUGGACGAUCCAAAAGAAGAGACCAAUCGGAGGAGUCAGAGGAACGGGACCUCGCAAGCUGAAGGAUAUAUAUAUAACACCGAUAGUGAUGACUCUGAUCAAUUUCAAUCUACCUCAAGUAAUUCUGGCCCCAAAGCACUUUGA
Messenger RNA from Prosopis cineraria, 1062 nucleotides. Its product is annotated as proline-rich receptor-like protein kinase PERK1. The record is from RefSeq and is a predicted model, not a curated record. Gene Ontology annotation, biological process: protein phosphorylation. NCBI's taxonomy places the organism in Eukaryota, Viridiplantae, Streptophyta, Magnoliopsida, Fabales, Fabaceae. Gene Ontology annotation, molecular function: ATP binding; protein kinase activity. Bases 1 to 1062 code for a protein of 353 amino acids. The transcript has 7 exons.